AUGACACCAAAUACAGCAGUAUUAUACAUUAGGUCACGCCGUCGGCCCGCACACAAGCUAUCUGGCAAAGGUGCUAUCACUGUCAUCAACGGCAUCACACGGGGAGUCGGGCAAGUCGAGUUCAGAAGCCCUGCGAGUGGGGAUAGGGAUGGUUUCAUAUUGGAUGUGAAGUGGUUGGAUGACGAGGUCGGCGAAGUACGGGUACAAGGAGGGAUGGAGGGAUAUAUCAAGGCGUUGGAGAUCCGUUCAAGCCUAAUCCGUUUCCUUCAACCUCGAAGCCACUCGAAAAGACCUCUACUCGACCUCCUCGCCGUCGUCGACGGCGUCGGUCUUGAGGUUGCUAUUGAGAAAAUCAGCGAGCCAGGGAGCUUGGCUAGUGAUAUCAGUGGGAGGGUGGAGAUACCGAGGAAGAAUGGGAAGCAUUGGGCGGCGCCGGUAUGGUUUGUGGAGAGGCAGGGGGAUGGGGCAAAAGUGUGGACCUCGGCGAUCUGGUUGGGUUUCCAAGGAGAAAGAUAG
Molecule: messenger RNA, 516 nt
Organism: Cryptococcus amylolentus CBS 6039
Lineage: Eukaryota; Fungi; Basidiomycota; Tremellomycetes; Tremellales; Cryptococcaceae
Exons: 3
Coding region: 1-516 (171 amino acids)
Source: RefSeq, a predicted model, not a curated record